UGUCAUGACUACGUCUUUAUUUCACAAAAUGGCGGGGAACAAGACGUGAAUUUCGUUGGCUGCGAAGUUUUAUCAACAAAACACAUUCAUUGGUGUUUAUAACACAUAACUGAAGCUGAAAAUGGGAAAGAAGAAGACAAAGGAACCCGAAGCUCCACCAAAAGAUGAGUUUGAUCCACUUGAGCUGGUGAGCAAGAAACCACACACUGUUGUGUUGAUGUUGGAUUCUCCUGAAGAGAACAUCCAGCAGUUGGCGUGUGAAGCUCUUUACAAGUUUUCAGAGAAAUGUGAUGAAAACAGGCAGCUUUUGUUGACACUUGGAGCUGUUCCUUCACUGUUACAUCUGAUUGGAUCAGAAGACAAAGUUGUCAAGCGGAAUGCUACCAUGUGUCUUGGGACACUCUCACAGAACUUGUCUGUGCGACGGGAACUGCGUAAAUCAUCCUGUAUCCAGCCUUUAGUUGCUCUGCUUGGGCCUGAUGAGGACGUGCUGUGCCAUGAAUUUGCCAGCUUGGCUCUUGCAUCAAUGUCUGCUGAUUUUACCAGCAAAGUAGAAAUAUUUGAGCAAGGAGGUCUUGAACCUCUGAUCAAGUUGCUGUCUUCUCCAGAUUGUGAUGUUCAGAAAAAUGCAGUUGAGUCAAUUUGCCUUCUUGUGCAAGACUACCAUAGCAGAUCCGCCAUUACAGAGCUGAAUGGUUUGCAACCUUUGUUAGCCUUGCUUGGUUCUGAAUACAGCAUCAUUCAACAGUUGGCCCUGGAAAGUCUUUCGCAGAUCACGCUUGAUGCUGACAACAGGAAUGCACUUCGUGAUUUGGAAGGCCUUGAAAAACUAGUUGAUUUUAUUGGAAACAAGGAGUUUGAAGAUCUUCAUGUGCCUGCCCUCCAGGUGUUGUCAAACUGUCUUCAAGAUGUUGAGAGCAUGCAGCUGAUUCAGACAUCAGGAGGUCUGCAGAAGCUGCUGGCAUUUGUGGCAGAAUCCCAAAUACCUGAUGUGCAACAGCAUGCGGCCAAAGCUAUAUCACUUGCCGCCAAGAAUGGUGAUAACCGCAAGAUUUUGCAUGAACAGGAAUGUGAAAAGACCAUCAUCUCUCUUCUAUCGUCAGAUGUCCCUGGAGUACAAUCCAGUCUUGCAUUAGCACUGGCAGUCAUGUCAGAGAAUCUGAGCAGUCGUGACAUGAUUGGAAAGCUAGAGGGAAUACCACCAAUCAUUGCACUUCUAAGUAAUGAGAACCCUGAAGUUCGAGAAUCAGCAUCACUGGCAGUGGCUAACAUCACCACAGCAAACCCAACAAAUUGCAAUGAGAUGGUUGAGAAGGGUGGGAUUGAGCCGAUCAUCAUGAUGUUGAUGGACACAAAGCCUCUGGUGCAAGCCAAUGCUGCAGUCUGCCUUACCAAUCUUGCAGCAGAUGAGUCUUGGCGAUCAGAAGUACAGCAACAUGGCGUAGUACCAGCUCUGGUACAGGCUCUCAAGUCCAAUUCUACUAUUGUGCAGAGCAAGGUAGCCAUGGCCGUUGCGGCAUAUGUUUGCGACGCAGAGUCAAGAAGUGAAUUCCGAACUGAGGGAGGGCUGCCUCGCCUAGUCGAGCUACUGCAGUCCAACAACGAUGAGGUCCGCCGGAGUGCAUCAUGGGCCGUGUUACAAUGUGGCAACGACUCGGCGACAGCAGCUGAAAUUUGCAAGCUUGGUGGUCUCGAUGUUUUAUUCGAGAUCUCUCAGUCCGCAACUCGUCAGUCAAGCUUCACGCAAGUGGCCAUGGAGUGCUUGCUGGAUAGUAAUCUUCCCGCCAAAUAUGCGACCACAGGGAGCCUGAGCGCCAACAAUAUCAUACAAGAUGGCUUCUAUGACAUCGGGCCGAUGAGGCAAGGAGAGAAAAUCAUGCCUCUUGAAGACUUAUCGAAGCAACCUGUGAAUGAACACCGACCCAUUCUGCUUGUCAAUGCCAAGAACCCCGACAGAAAGACACCUUCUCCGACUCAAGUCAUCAAAGAACCCGAGAAGAGUCCCGAGAAGACCAUUGGCAAAUCGAGCAAAGCAAACCUCAAGAGCAAGAGCCGAAUGAUGCGUGAACGAGAAGAGAUGAAGGCGAAGGAAGCAGAGGCUGCAGCCGAAUCUCAGCCUCCUCAAGAGGACGCUUCCCCCUCAUGGGAGCCCCCCAUCGACCCCAUCCUGAUCGGGUAUAUCGAGGAGGUGCGGGACACUAUACAGCCUCUGGUCAGCACACGUGACCAGGUGACGGCACUAGCCAGGUUUGUGAGUGACCAAAUGGGAGGAGCUGUUCAGCGUGACGCCCUGACGUCAUUUAGUUAUGAGCUGCCUAUCAGCCAACUAAAAACAGAGCUGCAAUCCAACAUUAUCCCCAUCGGAAAAAUCAAGACCGGUCUGUACUACCACCGCGCUUUGCUAUUCAAGGCUUUGGCCGACCAAAUCGCGGUCAGCUGUUCUCUGGUUCGAGGCGAGUACAACAGAGCGUGGAACGAGGUCAUGUUAUGCAACAACGCACAGGACGGUCAACCCCAGUUUCCACCCCAGCCCUACAUAGUGGACUUGAUGCAUGAACCAGGCAGACUUAUGAGAUCGAACUCAUCCGAAGCCUCUGCGUACCAGCGCUUGUAGACUCCAUGGCGGGGUACUGGCAGGCCACUGUGGGGCAGGGUCCAGCCACGGGUCUGCAACUCAGCUUUAUAUAGCAAAAUGUAGAUGAGAUUUUGUAGGUGAGCUAGUUGUGUGGAUGUCUGUUCCAGUACAGCCUGGACGCAUUGAAACCUUGCAUGAAAUCACUUGUAUUCUCAGAAUUGCAAGAAACUGCCCAUGAUUUAUAUUUUGUACAAAGAAUAAAAUACUUAGUUGACCAAAAA
Molecule: messenger RNA, 2856 nt
Organism: Nematostella vectensis (starlet sea anemone)
Lineage: Eukaryota; Metazoa; Cnidaria; Anthozoa; Actiniaria; Edwardsiidae
Product: armadillo repeat-containing protein 3
Exons: 26
Coding region: 122-2614 (830 amino acids)
Molecular function (GO): protein binding
Source: RefSeq, a predicted model, not a curated record